AAAUGACGAGUCAUAGCCAACAGCCAACCAUUACCAACCAACGCCGUACCAACGACGAUGGAAUUAAAGUACUAUUCAUAUUUCAAGUCUAAACAUAAUUUUCAAUUGAGAAUGUACAUUAUACAACGAGACAGCCACUAACGCUUACGUAAUGAGGAUGGAUCUUGUGAAACAUACUGGUGGCUGCCAUUGUGGAGCUGUGAGGUUUGAAGUGUGGAGCUCUCCAGACCUCCAUGUGUUCCAUUGCAACUGCAGUAUUUGUACAAAGAAACAAAAUCAUCAUUUCAUUGUCCCCAAAGACAACUUUACACUUUUGCAGGGUUUGGAUCAUCUGACCACUUAUACAUUUGAAACUCACAAAGCGAAGCACACCUUCUGUAGAAACUGUGGGGUUCAGAGUUUCUACACGCCACGCUCCAACCCUGAUGGAUACGGUAUUGCGCCACAUUGUCUUGAUCCAGGUACUGUGCAAAGCAUCGCAGUAGAAAAAUUUGCAGGAGACAAAUGGGAAGAAAGCAUGGAAGCGCACAAAACCAUCAGAGACAUGUCCAAACCAAAAGAACUGAGAAAUACUAAAUAAUUCCAGUGUUGUCUCAAAUUCAGAUGUUUUUAAUCAGUACUAUUCAAAGGUCAAACAGUGCAAUGACAGUUUAAUGACUGAUAGUCAUGAAGUUGUUCAUGUGGCAAACCUGAGUGCAUUUUAUUACAAAGUUGACCUGAAAAAGGUUUAUCAGAUUUAUGACUUAUUAACAAGGUGUAAAGAAAAAUAGAUACAUUCGAGCAACUUCUAAUACAUUUUGUGACACUUUGGUGCUUGUGGAAUCAUUUGGAAUGUGUUGAUGUACAUGUAUCUUGAGAAGGUGACGUACAGAUAACGAAACCAGACGAGUUGAGUGCGAUGACAAAGCAUGGCAGCCUGUUAAAAAAAGUGAUAGUUUAAAGAUUAAAAUAAAUUAUAAAGACAGCCAAUAGCAAUCAAACUCGGAGUGGUGUUGAUUCGUCUUACUUUGCAUUGGCUAUAGCCAUCUGAGCCGAUCAUACAGCAGAGGGAGGAGGGCAGCAGCCAGCUGAAAGGAAGUUCCAAGAAAGAAACAUACUUCCGGAGCAGGCCAACAGUCCCCAAGGAGAGAAAACAGCAGUCUGGGGUAACAGGAAGAGACCAAGUUUGUAGUUAAUGUUCACUACAGCUGCACAUGAUUAUGAAUAUUGUAAGCCAUUUAUAACUGCAUACUCUGGUUCCAGGAAUGGAGGAUAGUGCAGGGAAGACUCCAAUGUCAAAAACUGAUUCAACUGUCUAAUAUAGCAUUUUUCAAACCACUUGAUCCACAAAUAUUUUACUAUUCCAAUUAAAUGACUUGUCGUUAGUAUACGGUUCUAUAAACCUAUUCAGUCUUUUUUGGGGACAUGAAACAGGAGGCGAUCUAAGCAAAAUUAAAAAGUGAAAAUUGCUUGUUUACAAAUGUGCAUUGUGUAAAAACAAAACAAUUGCCUAUCUUUCUGAGAAAACAUUGUGGGUGUCUCAAAUGGUCUUGUAUGUGAAUGAAAC
Molecule: messenger RNA, 1546 nt
Organism: Entelurus aequoreus (snake pipefish)
Lineage: Eukaryota; Metazoa; Chordata; Actinopteri; Syngnathiformes; Syngnathidae
Gene: cenpv
Product: centromere protein V
Exons: 5
Coding region: 152-580 (142 amino acids)
Molecular function (GO): carbon-sulfur lyase activity
Source: RefSeq, a predicted model, not a curated record